Messenger RNA from Drosophila novamexicana, 11456 nucleotides. RefSeq names its product cubilin homolog. Gene Ontology annotation, molecular function: calcium ion binding. The record is from RefSeq and is a predicted model, not a curated record. The transcript has 11 exons. Lineage: Eukaryota; Metazoa; Arthropoda; Insecta; Diptera; Drosophilidae. Bases 1 to 11403 code for a protein of 3800 amino acids.
AUGUAUAGACGCCUAGGACACAUCCAGAUGCAGCUGGAGCUGCUUCUUCUGCUGCUCCUGCUGUGCCCUGUGCAUAUGUUUGUCAACUCGCCAAAGAUCAUCAGCAAGGAUGGCAAUCUGAUUUUCGAGUCUGGCGCCAAUCGCAACAUCAGCUUCCGAUUGAGCGGCAGCUCGCGGCUGCUCAUCAAUGAGGAAUACGAUGUGCUGGAGCUGCUGAUGCCCAUCAGUGGCAACAAGAAACGACCUACGGGCUCCGCCAAGGACGAGUGGAGCGGCGCCGAUGAUAUUGUCGAUCUGCGCGACCUGGCCGAUCAGCUGACCGAGUUCCGAGCCCAGGCACUUGGCCCCAAUGGGUUAAACACGAUGUUUCGUCAGAUUCAGAACAGAACACGGGCCAGCCGACUGCUGCUGCGACGCCUGCAAGGACGCCUCCGCGGUGUGGAGAACAGGGUGCAGCGGCUAAAGACCAAGUUGGAGCUGGACAGCUGCCACAGCAAUCCCUGCGAGAACGGUGGCACCUGCUUUAACACCUACAACGGGUAUCGUUGUCAGUGCGGCGCUGCCUUUGAGGGCAGCAGAUGCGAGCGGGAUGUGAACGAGUGUGCGCUGCUGGAGGGCACGGAUCUGGGCUGCCAGAAUGGGGGCCAGUGCGUGAAUCAGUUUGGCUCGUUUUCGUGCAUGUGUGCGCCCGGCUGGCACGGGAUGCACUGCAGCCAGCGGAAAACGGACUGUGCCGCGGCGAGCACCUGGGAGCUGUGCGGACAUGGCAGCUGUGUGCCCAGCAGCGAUGCGCUCGGCUAUAGAUGCAUCUGUGAGCCCGGCUGGCGCAGCAAUGGACUGACGCCCACCUGCACCGAGGAUGUCGACGAGUGCACGGCCGCCGCGCAUACGCCCUGCUCCACCAAUUGCAUCAAUUUGCCCGGCAGCUUCACGUGUGCGCCCUGUGCGCCGGGCCUGACCGGCAACGGCGUCAGCUGCCGGGACAUUAACGAAUGCGAGACCAACAACGGCGGCUGCAGCCUCAGCCCGCGGGUGGAGUGCAUCAACAGCUACGGCUCCAGCCACUGCGCCGAGUGCCCCGUCGGCUGGACGGGCGACGGACGCAGCUGCCAGCGCAACAGCAACAGCAACGGGGACUCGCCCAACGGCAGCCCGAGUGCCGUUGGCCUAACCAGCUGCGCACAGCGCGCCUCCCUCUGCCAUCCGGCGGCCAUCUGCUCGGAGAUUUCAAACACGAUCAUCUGCAGCUGUCCCCACGGGAUGGUGGGCAACGGCUACGGCGAGAACGGUUGCCUGCGCGGCACCAACAACAACUGCAACGAUCUGCCCUGCCUGAAUGGAGGCGUCUGCAUGGAUGCUGGUCCCACGAACUAUACGUGCAUUUGCCAGCGCGGCUUCCAUGGGCCACGCUGCGACCCGCUGCCCAAUCCGUGCACAUCGCAGCCUUGCCAGAACGAUGGUCGUUGCAGUCCGACGCCGACAGAUGGAACCGGCGGCGGCGGCGGCUUCGUUUGCCAGUGCCAGCCGGGCUAUCGGGGUCGGCUGUGCAAUGUACGCUUCAGCAGCUGCAACGCGAUGCUGACCGGGCUGAGCGGACGGCUCCGGUAUCCGCCGGCGGGCAACAGCUACGAGCACAAUGCGCAAUGCGCUUGGGUGAUACGGACAAACGAAUCGCUGGUGCUGAAUGUGACAUUCCACAGCUUCCAUGUGGAGGACUCGACGGACUGCCGCUUCGAUUGGCUGCAGAUCAACGACGGCCGCUCCGCGGCGGCCCAGAUCAUUGGACGCUACUGCGGCAAUCACAUACCGCAUGGCGGCACUAUCAUCUCCUCCAGCAAUCAGCUGUACCUGUGGUUCCGCUCGGACGCCUCGACGGCGCACGCGGGCUUCGAUCUUUCCUGGCAAUCGAUGGCGCCGCAGUGCGGCGGCCUUGUCGAGUUCGAAACGCACGGCACACUGGCCUCGCCGGGCUCGCCGGGCAAUUAUCCGCGCAAUCGCGACUGCCAGUGGCGUUUGGUCGCGCCCAGCAACAAGCGGAUCAAGCUCACAUUCUUCACCCUGCAGCUGGAACAGCACGAAAGCUGCAACUUUGACUUUGUUUCGAUCAGUGAUGCCAUCUCUGGCCGGGAGCUGUAUAAGUACUGCAGCCGGGAGCAGCCAGCACCGUUGUUGCUGCCCACACACGAGGCCCUCGUUAGGUUCCACUCGGAUGAGACGGGCAGCGAUUUGGGCUUCCAGCUGCAUUAUUCCGUCGAGGAGCGCCUGCCGGGCUGCGGUGGCGUCUACACCAGCAAGGAGGGCUCAAUACGUUCGCCCACCUACGACAUUGGCUCCGAUGCAAUUUCGUGUGAGUACGAGAUCCGGCUAGCUAUGGGCGAGUCCAUUAGCCUGGACUUCAGGAAGUUCGAGCUGGCGCUGGAUGCCUGCAUCGAGCUAUAUGACGUGCUGGAUGCGCCCAAUGCACAGGCCGUUUCGUAUGUGCUCCAGAGCAAGCACUGCGGCGGACCUGGCGAAUCCUUGCCGCCGAGCAUCCACUCGCUCUACAAUCGGAUGCGCAUCAUCUACACCAGCAGCUCGCCCAGAGCCGCCGCCGUCGAUCGCUUCGAGCUGAACUACCACAUGGACUGCUCGCAGACCUUCGAUGCGCCCAGUGGCAUCAUUAGCUCGCCGGGCUAUCCCAAUCUGACGGCGGACAGCGAGCUGCACUGCACGUACAAGAUACUCACGGCACCCAAUACUGUCAUUACGCUCAAGCGCUUGGACUUUCAGCUAUCGGACAACAUGAUGGAUGAGGAGGAGAUGGAGGAGAUGGGUUUGAUUGCCAGUGGACCCGAGAACUGCGCGGCUGGCACAAGUGUCAGAAUCAACGACGGGCUCAAUCGGGCCAUACUGGGACCCUUCUGUGGGAGCAGGCUGCCCGCCGAAGAGUAUGUCAGCCAGACGAACAUGCUGGUCCUGCAUCUGAACACCUCGCCGCCCAACAGGGGUCGUGGCUUUAGGUUCGAGUAUCGCGCCGUGCCAGUGGCAGGCAGCCAGUGCGGUGGUGUCCACACCAAGGAGGGCCAGAACAUACGGUUGCCGGUAGACGCGCAGGGCGUAUACCACAACGAAAUGACCUGCUACUGGAUCAUUAUGGCGCCGCCCAACAAGGCCAUACUCUUGGACUGGCUGAGCUUUGAUGUGGAGGGCCGCGGUGACUGCAGCUACGAUUACGUUGAGGUCUAUGACGGUCUGAUUGGUCAGGAAGAGAGCGAUUCAGCAUCGCCGCUGGCACGCUUCUGCGGCAAUCAAGUGCCAGAGGAUCUGGUGAGUCAUGCACGCCUCCUGACCAUCAAGUUCGUGUCGGACUUCAGUGAAACGGCCAAUGGCUUUGAGCUGUCGUAUCGGUUCGUGGAGCGGAACAUGUGCGGCGGUCGCAUAUAUGCCUCGUCCGGCAUGCUCAACUCACCAGAGUAUCCGCUUAACUAUAGCAACGGGCUGGACUGCAUCUGGAUGAUCAGCUCGUCACCGGGCAACCAGAUAGAGCUGCAAGUGGAGCUCUUCGAGCUGGCCGCCACGCGCAAUUGCAGCGGCGAUUGGCUGGAAGUGCGCAACGGUGGCAACAAUCAGUCCAGCCUAAUCGGACGCUUCUGCGGCACAAGCAUACCCCGUCGGAUACCCAGCUUUACGCACGAAAUCUAUCUGCACUUCCACACGGACGACGUCGGUGUCGCGCGCGGCUUUCGUCUGUCGUGGCGCAACUUUGCCAACGGCUGCGGCGGCCGGCUUACUGGGAACGCUGGGGUCAUCACUUCGCCCAACUAUCCCAAUUCGUAUCCGAACAAUGCCCACUGCGAGUGGCAGCUGCGCGUGCAUCCCGGCUCCGGUUUGCGAAUUGUCAUCGAGGAUCUAGAAGUGGAAGAGCUUAACGACUGCAACUACGACUAUCUGCGCAUCUACAAUGGACCCAGCAGCAGUCGUCUGUCUGAUGGCGCAUUCCAAGAGCUGUGCGGCAUGCCGGAUGAGAAGGGUCGCGUGCUGCACAUCGACAGCAACGAGGCGGUUGUCGUCUUCCAGUCCGACAUUAACAAUGCCGAGCGUGGCUUUCGGUUGUCGUACAGCGCCGACUGCCAGCGCACACUGAACAGCAACCAGGGCAUCAUCGAGAGCCUCAACUAUGGUGCAGCCAACUUUGAGGGCGCCAUCAAUUGCAGCUGGCAGCUGCGGCCGCCGCGCGGCAAUCAGAUCCGGCUGGAGAUCUCGCAUUUUGAUCACCGCGCCAAUCGCCUGCCCACAGACGCCGACGGUGGCCUCUACCUGAUCGAUGGUGGCAGCGUGGUGCCCAUCCUCGGCCUGGGCAUGCACAAUGCCAGCGGCGACAUUCUGACCAUUGUUCACAACACGAGUAGCAUCAACUUUCGGCUGGAGUAUCGCGUCGACGGCUGCUUCCAGGAGCUGCGCUCCGAAACCGGCUCCUUCCGCUCUCUGAAGCAUCCGCUCAUGUAUCCCAACGACGUCGAGUGCUAUUGGCUAAUGCACGCACCGCUCGGCCAGGUCAUCGAGCUGACCGUCCUGGACAUUGACAUUGAGGAGAGCGUCAAUUGCACCAAGGACGCCCUUGUGAUUUCGAAUAGCUUCCGUGAGGUCGAUGUCCAUGAACGGCACUGCGGCCAUAAUCCCAAGCUGAUCUACACUAGCGCCGGCCACAAACUGCACGUGCGUUUCAUAUCCGACAGCUCGCACAAUGGACGUGGCUUCGAGGCCACAUAUCGCAUGAUUAAGAGCUCUUGUGGUGGCAAGCUGACGUCUAGAAACGGCGUCAUUCAAUCACCCGGCUAUCCGAAACAUUAUCCUCGGAACAGCGAAUGCGAGUGGCUGGUGGAAGUGUCUCCGCACCACACGAUCGUCUUUGACUUCCAGGAUCUGGACAUUGAGGACGGCUAUGGCUGCGGAUGGGACUAUGUGGCAGCUUACGAUAUGAGCGGCAGCGAUGGAGUCAGCGACAGUGACGCGGACAGCGAUACCCUGGACGACAGCGAGGGUCGCCAGAUAUUCAAGGUGUGCACCAGGAGCUUUCAGAGUGCUUCCAACGAGCGCACCGAAUCCGCCACAAAUCGCGCCAUUGUGCGCUUCGUUACGGACGAUUCGGUGGAGAGCCGCGGCUUUCAGCUGCACUAUCACGAGUCCUGCGGCCAAACCCUGUUCAUUGAUGAGACAGACUUCCAGUACCUGAACCUGGUGCACCAGGCGGCACGCAACGAGACCUGUGUAUGGGUGCUGCAGGCCAGCGAUCCCAGCAAGCACAUCAUCUUUACGCCGACGCACAUACAGCUACGCGACGAGCUCUCGAACAGCUAUCCGCGGGAGAGCGACUGCAUGACGCACGGCGUCAAGAUCUAUGAGGGCGUCACGGCGAGCGGCACGCCGCGUCAACAGUUCUGUCGCUCCCAUCCGCCGGCGGUGAUCUCGCGCGGCCAGGCGCUGACGAUCAGUGUGCCGCUUGCGCUGAUCGCCGAGUUUGAGGGCCACUACAUGACCAUGGAUACGCUGUGCGGCAGCGGAUAUAACGCUCUAUCGGGCCGCUUCACCUCGCCCUACUAUCCGGAUAGCUAUCCGGUGAACAUCGAGUGCGAAUGGGUGCUGCAGGCAAGCGCCGGCAACUCGCUGUCGCUCACCAUUGAAUCCCUUGACCUGGAGCAGUCCGAUGGCUGCAACAAUGACUAUCUGGAACUGCGCGAAGAGUCCGCACGCGGCACCCUGCUCGGCGUCUACUGUGGCAAUCAGCUGCCGGCGGCCAUCAGCUCCAAGGGCAGCAUCUGGAUCAAGUUCAAGAGCAAUGACGAUGUGGUCGGCGAGGGCUUUAUGGCCAGCUAUAACUAUGAGCACCACAACGAGUUGAAUGGCACGCAGGGCACCGUGGAAUCGCCCCAUUAUCCCAGCAAGUUCACGAGCAGCCAGCUGUACAGCUGGCGCAUCACCGUUGAUACGGACUAUGUGGUGCUGGUGAAUGUGGAUCAUCUGCGCGACGUGGAUCAGCAGCAUGUGCGCUUCUACGAUGGCUACACCGACAUCGGCGCCCAGCUGGUGGUGCAGCCGUACAAGCCGCUGGUGUCCAAUACUAAUGUGCUGUAUAUGACCGCAACGCGUGGUCCCUUCCAGCUCAACUGGGAGCGCCUGUCCAAGGAGGCGUUGGCCUCCAAUCGCACCGCCGAGCUGCAGACGCGCCAAUGUGGCCAGCAGCUGGUCUCACUGAAUCGCAGCUUAAUCAGCUUUAAUUCGCCCGGCUAUCCGCUCGGCUAUGCGACCAAUUUGAACUGCAGCUGGAUACUGGUGCCGGUCAAUCCGGCAGCGCAUGCUACACUGCGGCUAACUGCCGUGGACAUUGAGGAAUUCGGCGAUGGCUGCUAUGCCGACUAUUUGGUGGUGUCCAGCAGCAGCGAUAUGCAGCACUGGACGAAGCUGGCGAAGAUCUGUACGCAGCCCAAUAAUACCAGGUUUUAUCAUGGCACGCCCUACCUGCGGGUGCAGUUUCUGACCGAUGCCAGCGUGAAUAAGACGGGAUUUGCCAGCUUCGUGCGCACCGAGUGCGGCUCCGAGCUGACCGCUCCGCGUGCUCUGGUCAACAUAACGGAGCUGGUCUCGCACAGCUUUAUCUCGCGGCUGGACUGCAUCUGGACGAUACGCGUGCGCCAGGGCAAGCGCAUACGCAUUACAUUCCCGGAAUCGGAGCUCAGCUCCGGCGGCCAGGUCACGGACGGGUCCCAGUGCCGCAAUUUCUUUGUUGUGCGUAACGGACAUGCGGAGGAUUCGCCAUUCCUUGGCCGUGGCAAGUACUGCGAGAACAAUAUAACGGAUGUGCUGGAAACUAGCUCAAAUCGGGCCUACAUCAAGUUCGAGAAGAGCUCGUUUCCGCGCUUUCGCGCCGCCUUCCACUACGAGGAGCUGGGCCAUGCCUGCUCCGGCCACAUUGUGCUCGAGGAGGGCAACAGCAGUAAUUUCAGUCAGCGCGUGAUCAGCUCACCCAAUUUUCCCAAUCUGCCCAAUCCGCACUCGGAGUGCGUGUGGCGCAUCAGUGCGCCGCCACAUCAUCGCAUCUCGGUGCAGUUCCUCGACUUUGAUCUGACGCCGAGCAGUGGCAGCGGCAGCGAUGAGAGCGAGCAGGAAGAGGACGGCUGCGAUCGGGAGUUUGUGCAGCUGAACGAUGGCAGCACCGAGCUGAUGCCCCAGCUGGGUCGCUUCUGUGGCAACCGAAAGCCCGACAUUGUCUACUCCUCGGGCAGUGAGCUGCGCAUGAAAUUCUAUACAAGCGUGCUGGAGCCACAUCCGGGCUUCACGGCGCUCAUCCAGCUGGCCAACUGUGGCGGCAGCUAUUACAGCGCCACCGGGGUCAUUCACUCACCCACCGUGGAACAGCUGCAGCUGCAUUUGCAGCCGAACAAGUACAAGGAGUGCGUGUUCACCAUCGAGGUGGAGCGGGGCAGCACCAUUGAGCUGAAGUUCGAGUCGAUGCAGCUGCCAUUGCCGCAGAAUGGCAACUGCACGCAGCGCACGCAUCUCCAGCUGGAGGAGAUGGAGCCAUUCGGCGAAGAGAACCAGGAGCGGAUCAGCGAUCGCCUGCAGAUAUGCGGCAACUCCUAUCGACACUUUCUCGUCGAGACCAACAAGAUAGUCAUCCGGCUGCGUAUGCCCAGCGGCCAGUUGGGCAACUCUGAGAGCUUCCAGCUGCGCUACAGCGCGAUCGGAUCACGCUGCGGCGAAACCAUAAUUGCCAGCCAGGGUGUGCUGCAGACGCCUAACUAUCCGGCGGGUGUGCGCGUGCCGACGCACUGCAUCUGGCGCCUGCAGGUGCCAAAGGGCAGGCGCGUCAAGGUCCAGAUACUGGACUUUGAUAACGGGGGAGGCGGCUCCAAUAGCACGCACACCAGCUUCCAUGGUCGCAUCUCGUUCUCCAACGAUCACAAGAUGCAGUCUGUGAUUGGUCGCUAUAUGCACGAUCCGCCCGCCGAGGUCGUCUCCACGGACAACACAAUGGGCAUUGAUGCCUUCUUGCUGCCCUUCAGCCAGCAUCGCGGCAUCAAACUGCGCUUCAUCGCCUUUGGCCGCAGCGAGUGCCACGGACGCCUCGAUCUCGAUGUCAGCUCCACAAUGUUCUUCAGCCGCAGCAACGAGAGCAGCCUGGUGCACUGCAGCUACGAGCUGCGUCCGCCAUCGAACAGCACGCUGCUGCUGCAGGUGCGACGCUACAACAGCAGCUCCAUCUUCAUGAGCAACCAGCACAUGUGCCGCGUGAUGACGCCCCUCAAGCUGGUCCGCCCGGACGAGGGUGAGCCGCUGCUGCCGCUGUUUCUCUGCGGCGAUCGCGCUGCCAACCAGGCGAAUCGCAGCGUGCGUCUGCCGUUCCCCGUCGAUAUGACCGUAACGGGCAGUCGCCGCAAUAACAUGAAUCUGCUGGAGCUGGCCUACAGCCUGCAGCGCUGCGGUGGCGUCCUGCCUUUGGAGCCCGGCGAUAAUCUUACCGUCUCGCAGCCCAGCCAUCUGUCUGGCGAGGAGACGAUCAACUGUGCCUGGGCCGUUGGGCCCGAUCAAACGGCCGAGGAGCCACUCUCGCCCCAGGAUGUUCAGCUGGAGGUGGCAGUAAGCCUCAAUCUCGACGGCGAUUGUGAGCUCCAUUAUCUUUUGCUGUACAGCGGGCCCGAUCAAAACUCGCCGCUGAUGGGUCGCUAUUGCCAGCAGGCGACGUCCGUCAAUCUGGUUGUGGAGCGCGGCCUGUUCCUCGAAUACCAUGUGGAGUCGCCAGCCAAUGCCAAUCACAACUCCACCUUCAAUGUGACCGUCAAAUAUGGCAGCGGCUGUGGGGGCCGCCUCACCUAUCCCUAUCGCUACAUUGACUUUAGUGAACAGUACAAAAACAAUGUCGAGUGCAUCUGGGAGAUUGAGACCGAGCCAGGCUUUCAUAUUGGGCUAUCGUUUCUGGGACGCUUCUAUAUUGAGGACAGCAAUGGCUGCGCCAAGGACUAUCUGCGCGUCCAGCAGCGCGGCGACAAUGUGGGCGGAGACGCGGACGCUGACGCUGGCAACUGGACAGAUCUGCAGACGCUGUGCGGCCGCAAUACGCCGGACUUUAUCAACUCGACCAGCUCGUCGAUGCGACUGAUCUUCCGGUCUGACGGUGACACAACGGGCGAUGGCUUCACAGCCCGCUUCGAGCGCAACUGCGGCGGCCUCCUGGUAGCCACCGCUGAGCCACAGGUGCUCAGCAGUCCCGGCUAUCCCAAGGGCUAUACCAAGAAUCUCUAUUGCAACUACACGUUCCAGCCGCUAGAGGCGAAUGCGCCGGGCGUGUUGGUGAGCUUUCUAGAUUUCGAUCUGGAGCGCUCGCCGUUGAACAUGUGUCUGUUUGAUAACGUGACGGUGACGACCAGGGACAAUAGCGGCCAGAACCAGGAGUCGCUGCUGUGCGGCGUCAAGCAGCAGCACGCCUAUCGCGCCCAGCGCUCCAUCAGCCUGGUGCUGCGCUCGGACUUGUCGUUCAGCGGACGUGGCUUCCAGCUGGUGUACAGCACUAGGCUCUGCGGCGGUGUCGUUAGCGCCACGCAGAUGGUCGAGUCGCCGCGCCAGCAUCAGGACAAUCAAAUGCCGCACAACAGCGACUGCUACUGGAAUCUGACGGCGCCCGAGGGUCAAAAGUUCACCAUCAAGUUCGAGCUGCUGGACUUUGAGGCCGGCAAUCAGCUGUGCAGCUACGAUGGCGUUGAGGUCUUUGCCAGCCCCGUGCCGGAUGAGAGACAGCGCAUGGCCCGCUUCUGUGGCCGUCUGUCCGAUAAUCUGCCCACGCUCCAUAUAUCCAGCAAUCGGGCGCUGAUCCAUAGCUAUUCCGAUGAGCGGGAUCCGUCGCGCGGCUUCCGGGCGCUGGUGCGGCUCAUGCCCAACUGUGAUGAGCACAUCUUUCUGGGCGAAAAUAAUGCUAGCUAUACGUUCAACAAGUUUGUCGGCUCCUAUGCUAAUAAUUUGGACUGUAGCUUUGUGUUCCAGGCAAGCUCUGGUUCUCAGAUAAGCGUCGAGUUCCGCAGCUUUCACGUGGAGGCGACAAACAGCUGCACCGCCGACUAUUUGGAGUUACGCGACGGCGCCGGACCGUUUGCUGACGAGAUUGGCCGAUUCUGUGGCCAGGAUUUGCCGCCCAAGCUGAGCGCCUCGCGCCACGUUCUCUUCAUGCGCUUCGUUACCGACAACAAGGUUACCGACACGGGCUUCGAGCUGGUCGUCACGGCCAGGCCCCUGCUGUGCGGCAAUCCCUUGAUCAAGCUGGAUGGCAAACAGCCCCUGGAAAUUCAUUCGCCGGUCAACGAUCAGGGCAACUACGACAACAACAUCCUCUGCCUGUGGAAGAUCGAGAGCGAAAUAUCGCUGCAUCUCAAAUUUAUUAGCCUCGACCUGGAGUCGGCCAAUGCGACGGGUGCCUGCGUUUCGGACUUUAUAAAAAUCUACAACAGCGAGGAUGCACAGCUGGUGGAAGAAGGCUACGGCAAUGAGGUGAUCUUUAAUGGACAGAAGAAUGUCCAGUACUUCCUCAACUAUGCCACGGAGCAUGUGUAUUGUGGCAGCGGCUUGCCCGAUGACUACUAUCCCAACUCGAAGCAGGUGUACAUCAAGUUCCGCACCAAUGGAGCCGUAACGAGGCCCGGCUUCAGAAUUCUCAUAGUGCCAGAUGCGAGCUGUCAGUAUAGCUAUGGUGGUUUACAGGGACGCAUUAAGAUUUCGGAGAGCACCGAUUGCGAUGCACAAAUAAUGGCUCCAGCUAACUACACACUUAGUCUUUACUUUGCCGAGGUGAUCUUUGGCACAGCCGAUUGUGAUGUGGAGUACGUUGAAGUCUUCGACAAGAGCACCAACAAGUCGCUGCAGCGUGCGUGCGCUUACCUGGAUCCGGGCAAGAGCCUCUUUACCACGACCAACGAGCUGCGGCUGCACUUUAAGACGGGCAGCUUCUUCAAUAGCUUCGAUGUGACGUACAUUGCGUCGCCCGUCCAGGACGGACCCGGCUGCGGUGGUGCCCUGUACAACACCGAGGGCGUAUUCUCCAAUCCGUUCUAUCCGCAGAAUGUGCGCAAUAAUUCCAUCUGCAGCUGGAGUGUCCGUGUGCCAAGCAACACGCGUGUCCUGCUCAAUUUUGCAUCUUUCGAUCUUGGUUCGAAGGCCACCUGCCACACGGACUAUCUGCUGAUUCAGGAGGUGAACGAACAUGGCAGCCUUCAGGAAAUGCGACGAUUCUGCGGCGAGGAUAAGCCCCGCGUCUACCUCAGCAAACGUAGCCAGCUGUAUGUGCGUUUCCACAAGACGGUCAACUAUGACGGCAUCGGCUGGGUAAUCAAAUUUGCAGGCGUCUAUGAAAGCUAUCAGAUACCAUUAGAUUUGCUGGAGUAGUCGUCGAUCCGAUGCUGAUAACACAUACAUAUAAAUAACAUAUAAUCGUAAAC